CCGGGAUCUUCCGCUCUCUCUCUCGACGUCGCCUCGCCCUUCGUCUUCCCCGACCUCCGCCGAAACCGCCAUGGCCUUCACCGGCAAGUACGAGAUGGAGAGCCAGGAUAACUACGACGAGUUCCUGAAGCGCAUCGGUGUUUCUGAUGAUGUCAUCGAGAAGAGCCGCACCUUCAAGACCGUGACGGAGGUGGUCCAGAACGGCAACGAGUUCACCUGGUCCCAGGUGUACCCCAGCAAGACCAUGACCAACAAGUUUGUCAUCGACCAGGAGAGUGAAAUGGAGACCAUGGCUGGGACAAAGUUCAAGGCCACCGUAACCAUGGAGGGGGGCAAGAUCUGUGUGAAAUUCCCCAACUACCAUCAAGUGGUGGAGAUCAGCGGGGGGAAGCUGGUUGAGUGCUGCACCGUGACCGGCGGGUCUGGCUCCGUGACCAUGAAGAGAACCAGUAAGAGGGUCUAAAAAUCUGGC
Molecule: messenger RNA, 472 nt
Organism: Conger conger (European conger)
Lineage: Eukaryota; Metazoa; Chordata; Actinopteri; Anguilliformes; Congridae
Gene: fabp6
Product: fatty acid binding protein 6, ileal (gastrotropin)
Exons: 4
Coding region: 71-463 (130 amino acids)
Biological process (GO): fatty acid transport
Cellular component (GO): cytosol; nucleus
Molecular function (GO): fatty acid binding
Source: RefSeq, a predicted model, not a curated record